AUGAGACUGGAUAGCAAGGACACCAACCAAUAUGAUGUCAGGGAAGGAAACUGCAAGGAAGGAGAGACAAAACAUGGAGGCCACAAGAAUGGGAGGAAAGGAGGCAUUUCUGGAAGUUCAUUGUUCACAUGGUUUAUGGUCAUUGCAUUACUCGGAGUCUGGAUGUCAGUAGCUGUCAUUUGGUUUGAACUGGUUGAUUAUGAGGAAGUUUUAGGAAAACUGGAAGUUUAUGAUGCCAAUGGUGAUGGAGAUUUUGAUGUGGAAGAUGCCAAGGUUUUAUUAGACUUCAAAGAAAGAUGUGCUUCAGAGCCAAAUGAGCUGCCAGAUGAGACCAAGCAAUACCCUUGGCUGGAAGAGCCAAUUCCUGAGAGCAGAGGAAAUGUCCUGCUACAAGAAGAUGAUGAACCAACAAGGGAACAGGAACCAGAAGAUAAUUUCCUCAGAGCGAGUACCGCAGAUGAUAACUUUGAGGCCCCAGACACUGCACCCUUUUAUGAAGAUGAAAUUAGUUACCAAGUAGAAGAUGACACAGCAAUAUCAGACUACAAUCAGAAUGUAGACAAAGCAAUGUAUGAACAAGAAAAUCCAGAUGCCAGUGAACACUUAGGCACUAAGGAUGAACGAAUACUUCAAGAUGCAUAUAUACAUGUCAAUUCAUGUACAUAG
Molecule: messenger RNA, 666 nt
Organism: Sorex fumeus (smoky shrew)
Lineage: Eukaryota; Metazoa; Chordata; Mammalia; Eulipotyphla; Soricidae
Product: aspartyl/asparaginyl beta-hydroxylase-like
Exons: 2
Coding region: 1-666 (221 amino acids)
Biological process (GO): peptidyl-aspartic acid hydroxylation
Cellular component (GO): endoplasmic reticulum; membrane
Molecular function (GO): peptidyl-aspartic acid 3-dioxygenase activity
Source: RefSeq, a predicted model, not a curated record